Molecule: messenger RNA, 2971 nt
Organism: Lytechinus pictus (painted urchin)
Lineage: Eukaryota; Metazoa; Echinodermata; Echinoidea; Temnopleuroida; Toxopneustidae
Product: beta-1,3-galactosyltransferase 1-like
Exons: 1
Coding region: 466-1557 (363 amino acids)
Cellular component (GO): Golgi membrane
Molecular function (GO): hexosyltransferase activity
Source: RefSeq, a predicted model, not a curated record
CUCAACAAUGAAAUUAAAUUGAACGAUAAAAUAAUCAUUUGUAUUUUCUUUCAUUUCUUCAUAGUCUGUGUAAAAAGCAGUUAAUGUACAUUAGAAGUCUGUGUACAAAGCCGUAAAUGUACAUUAUCCGUUCAUAUAGGUUGACGUGAAGGCAUGUGUUUCCCCCUAUUUCCAUCAAUUUUUGAACUCAAUUUAAAUUUAAUUUCCCCGGUUAAUUUCAAAUUCAAAUUCAAAACAUGAUCCAAUCCAAUCCAUUCUAUGUUUCCGUUGAGAAGUUUAUGACAGCAACUUUAAUAAGGAGUUACAAUGGUAUGUUGGUCGAGAAACAAAUUUUAUUGAAUUCCUUUGUAAUUAUCUUAAUUUCCUAGCUUUCAUAUUGUACGGAAUGAUCUUGGUUAAUCCUUGAACAACGCGAGGCGUUUACUAGAAUCCAAUAUCCAGCAGGUUACACAACGAGCAGGUGCAAUGAGGGCGAAGAUCUCAAAGUGUUUGUAUUGCUUGACUCUCCUGGCUGCAGCAAUGUCCUCAUGGCUCGGGUACAGCAUCACCAAGCACAACAUCCGAGGUUCGAUCCCCAAGCCUGACAGAGAAAUAUUACGAUUCGAAAAUAGUAAACAGAAGCAGUUAAUUUCUGAUGAAAGCGUAGAAGCUGAAUCCAUAAGUGCUAAAAACCAUUCCAAGAACCUGGGUGUCCUCGCCCAGCAUUCAUGGACACCCGUUUCUGCUUUACACAACUAUAACUACUUGCAGAAUAAUCGUCUCAAGUGCGAAAGGGCUUAUACAACGGUCAUUGCCAUCGUGGCGUCAGCCCCGGGAAACUUCGACCGAAGAAAUGUUAUCAGGAUGACAUGGAUUCAGCGCGCGAUUGAGUUCAAGUUUGCCAUGAAAGUCAUGUUCAUAUUGGGAGAGACGUCCGACAGAUCAGUCGGGUACAGGAUCAAGCAAGAGGCUUACAUCCACAAGGACAUUAUCCAAGAAGAUUUCCAGGAUACCUACCUCAACCUGACAGUCAAGACGAUCGGUGCCCUGAAGUGGGCCACACAGUCAUGCCCCCGGGCCAAGUUCUUCAUGAAACUCGACGAUGAUGUCGUUGUCAAUGUCGGGAAUCUGACUUGGUUUCUCGAAAAACACGUCCCGUCGUCCAACUACCUUGGUGGUAUUCCGAUCUUCGGGGCUCGUGUGUAUCGCGAUCCAACCGAAAAAUGGUACACACCAAUGGAGAUCUAUCCUAACGAAACAUACCCUCCCUACACGGAAGGGAAAGCGUACGUCAUGUCCAUGGACGUUGCUGAAAGGAUCUACAACCACUCUCAAACCUUACAGAUCUUCCCCUGGGAGGAUAUCUUCAUCGGUAUAUGUGCCAAACACUUAAAUAUUGUUCCCCAAGAAAUAAUAUGCUUCCUUGAACGUGAUUUACUGAAAGUGCGAUAUGAAGAUAAACUUGUAAAGUCUAACAAAACAUUAAAAAAUGUGAGGUUCCUGUACGUCGUUUACGACCUUGACGUAGAAGAAAUGAUCGAUGUUUGGAGGGCAUGGAUGUCAAAUAGCUGGGGUUAACGUAAUCGAAGUGAAGUGGAUUUUUUUUCGAAAUCAAUUUCAAUAGGUCUCAUUUAAUGGGAUGUCCAGCCCAAGAAAAAGUUGUUCUGAAUGGAAAGAGAAAAAUCUAACUAGCUGAAGAAUUCAUCGAAAUUAGAUGUAAACAAGGAAAUUGUGACAUUUUAAAAACUUUUUUUUUCAUUUUUUUUUUGUGAUAUGCAAAUGAGUGCCAAUGAGACAAUUCAUGAAACACACUCACCAUUCUUUAAAUUAUACAAUACUUUUAUUAUUUCGUAUUUCGAUUUGUUCAUCAAAUCACAAUAUGCCACAAUAAAUUGUAAUUCCUCAUGUUCAGGGAGGAAUCCAAUUUUCAAACUAUAAUGAAGAGAAAAUUGACAUGUUUCAUCUGCAUGUAAUGAAUUUCAAAAUGGUGAGUAUGACGCCAUCGGCUGCCUCAUUUGCACACCGAACGAGAUAUGCAUACUACUGGUUUGUAAACUCAAACGAUAUUUUAAAUUUGCUUAUUUUACAUCCGAUUUUGAUGAAUAUUCAUUGUUAAGCUUGUUUGAUUUUCUUUUCCUACUCAAACCAGCUUUUUGUCGGGGUGGACUUCUCCUUUAACUGCAGAAAAAGCGACAGGCAUGAGAUCGACUGAAAGAAAUUACUGCAAGACUUAAGAUCACGGACGUCUCAGGGACGCACCAUUAGAUAUCCAGGGGGCUGGAAGUUUUUCAAAAAAAAACUUGACUGGCUAUAUGAGCAAAAAAAGCUUGACUCACCAUCAGAGUAAAAAAUAAAAACUUGGUCCACUGACAAAUCAUCUGAAAGGGGCCCAAAAAAUUGUCAUACUGGACUAAGGAAAAAAAAAACUUUACUGAAAGAAGAAAGGAAAAAAAAAUUGCAUCAACCCAAACUUCCAGCCCCCCCCCCCCCCAUUAUAAUGGUGCGUCCCCUAGAUACGCCAUUUGUAAAGAGGUCUGAUUUGUCAUCGACUGGCAUUGCUUACAACACCCAAAUGGUUCUCUCAUACCCUCAUAUUAAGAAUGAUAUUAAUAUCAAAACCUAUAAAAAUGAAAUCGUGAAUCGGAUAAUGAAUAAUUGAAUGGAACCGAUGUGAAUUGACUCGAAUUUAUUAACAAAUAUCACUACAUUAUUAAAUUAAUUUGUAUCAGUGGAGUAUAGUUGAAUUUUGUUAAUCCGAGCUAACAAAUUAGCAACAUACUUAACAAAGUUAGCUCCUAUUGAAUAGGUUGACUCACAAUAUUAAUGAGCAUCGAUGAAAUGUCUCAAUUUUACUUACUUCAUUACUUCAUAUUUAUUCAACGAACAUUUUUACGUAAUUUCCAGAAAAAAAGAUUAAUAAUUGACAGAAUACUUUACAAUGAUGUUUGUAUUGUUGGUCAGCUCUUUGUGAAAUAAAUCUAUUUGUGUUAUU